UCUUUGGUCUGUGGUGUGGAGUUUGUUUUGUUAUUAUUUUGUUUGGAUUUUUCAAGAAUGUUAUCAGCUAAUUUUGUUAUUUGAAUAUUAAAUUUGUAACCGCAACCUUUUACAAUUGAACAAUGGAGCCCAAAAACGAGUUGCAGCGCAAUGCUAUAGCAGAAGCGCGUCGUAAAGAGCUGGAAACAUACCAGCGAGCACUGGAUAUACAAUGGUUGAACAGCCGUAUGGAGGACGGAAGAAUGGGACGAUGCCUCGCGCUUAUACAGAAGGAAGCAGAAAUGGAGAAGGAUUAUCAAGAGAGAACUGAUCAUGCAGCAAUAGUCAAUGCACAAGCCAGAAAAGAGAUUGAUUUAGGCAUGGAAGUGGCCCGAGUGCGCAGGGAAGAGGACUGUGAGCUGUUGCGGAGGCACUACCUGAGGGAGAGAGACCCUGGCCUGCGUCAGCUGAUGAAGAAGCUGCAGGCGGGAUAUGUGUGCCGCGACCUAAACCUGCAGAUGCUCAACAACCAGUACAAGAGGUUGCAGGAUAAGGCCCAAGAAGAACAGGCAAAUCGAAUCCUCUCCACCUGCCUGUACAAUGAUGAUGAGGCAAGAGAACAUGACGAGAAAUUGAAACAGGAGAAGAAUAGGCGCUACUGCAAUGAGUUGCAGCAGCAGUUGGUCAACAGACAGCUGCAGCGCCAGUGCCAGUACGAGGAGAUGCUCAUUGAGAAGAAGAUGCUGGAGGAAGUUGACAGAACCAUAGCUGCUGAGGACCAGAGGGAGCUCCAACAGAGGCGCGAACAAACAGAGAAGAUGCAAAGAGAGAUGAAGACGUUCCAACAGGCGCGUGAAGCGUGGAAAGAGAAGCAAAAGGCCAUGGUCAUUGUAGAAGAGAGGCAGAUCGAGGAACAGAAGCGAGCGCUCUCUGAUAGAAGCGCAGCCAUAGUGGCAGAGAGAGAACGGAAAUUGAGAGAAAAGGAAGAAAUCAACAAGAGAAUCACCGACAAAAUAUUAGCCGACGAGGCAGCCCGUCAAGAACGCGAGAACAUCAUAAAACUUCUCCAAGAGCAAGAAUAUUUGGAGAAGAAUGUGCAAGACGAUAUCGGAGAACGCGCAAAGACCGAGCGAGUCAAACGAGAUACGAAACAAGCUCUGACGUCACAGAUGCGCUCCAGGCAGGCGCUGCAGAGAGAACAGAGGGAGAGAGAAGCGGAAUUUAGGAAAAAUGCCGAAGCAAAAAUAGCAGCCGACGAAGCGGAAGAGCGAGAAAAAGAACGAAAGAGAAGGGAAAAGCAAGAGCAGUACGCACAAGAGUUGCUGAAGCAGAUACAAGAGAACGCCGCAGUUAGAGAGAGAAAUAAAGAGAUGGAAGACAGUCGAGCCAAACACGUGUGGGACUGCGACAAAGCAUGGCAAAAAGAAGUAGCAGCAGAAAGGAAGAAGAUCAUAGAAGACCACGUGCCUCAUGUACUGGGCUACCUGCAAGCCGGAGUCAUUGGCCCCGCGGACUUGGCCGCCACGCGCCAAGGCGCCAAGAACCACCAACACUUGGCCCAACUCGACAUCAAGUCAUUGGCCAUAUCUAACCGACCCAAGAGGUUCUCUAAGUGCAAUGCUCAGUGCCGAAUAUUGAGAGAGUAUUGAUUGUAAAGUAUUUUGAAGUUAUUUUGGCUUGUUUUGUAGUUUCGGUAAUAAAAUGUAACAACUAAUGAAUAAAAUUGAUAUUAUGAUUUAAAUUACUAAAGACUGGUUAAAACUUAAAAUGA
Maniola jurtina (meadow brown) is the source of this 1750-nucleotide messenger RNA. RefSeq names its product trichohyalin-like. Gene Ontology annotation, biological process: cilium organization. NCBI's taxonomy places the organism in Eukaryota, Metazoa, Arthropoda, Insecta, Lepidoptera, Nymphalidae. Gene Ontology annotation, cellular component: motile cilium. The transcript has 9 exons. The coding region runs from base 123 to 1628 and encodes 501 amino acids. The record is from RefSeq and is a predicted model, not a curated record.